Molecule: messenger RNA, 842 nt
Organism: Lasiosphaeria miniovina
Lineage: Eukaryota; Fungi; Ascomycota; Sordariomycetes; Sordariales; Lasiosphaeriaceae
Exons: 1
Coding region: 31-606 (191 amino acids)
Source: RefSeq, a predicted model, not a curated record
GCCGACGACGCCGCGGCCUGGCGCGCCGCCAUGUAUCCGCAGGACCCGGCGUUCCAGUACAUCCCGGAGUCGACGGGCGACGGCGAGGGCGGCCACGAGAGCGACCCCAACUUCUUCGAGUUCGAGCUGCCGCUGAGGAUCUUCGUGGGGCCGCGCCUGCUGUCGCAGCGGGCGAGCGGCAACGGCGACGUGCUGGACCGCUUCCUAGACGGGCUUAACAGGGUGCCGCGGCGCGUUUGGGACGGUGGCCUGAAGAGGGAAAACUUCCUCCCCCAGCACGAGCCGGUGCCGCCAGAAAAGGAGGCCGAGUUCUUGGGGUGCUAUCACAAGGUCCAGGGGCACAUGAUGAGCCGCACGGUUUUUACCAGGGACAGCUGUGAGGCCGGGGAGGGCAUGUUGGGCAUAGGUCCGGAUUUCACGCGACCCGGGGACCUGGUUUGCAUUCUGCUGGGGUGUGACGCCCCGGUGCUGCUGAGGGAGAAGGAAGACCGGGCGGGGAAGUACAUGUUUGUGGGUGAUGCCCAUGUGCAGGGGUUCAUGGAGGGCGAGGGCGUCCAUGGGCUGGACGAGGGCAAGUACGAGCUGGUGGACUUUGACCUUGUGUGAGAGGGCUGCACGGUGCAUCUGGGGAAGCUCCAAUUCUUCUAGACCAGGUACUUGGCGCCGCGUCCCAGCUGAGACAUUUCCGAUCAUGACCAUUUAUAGUUAAGUCUGCUUGAAUGAUUUCGAAUUAGUAUACAAGGAGGAUUUUGUUUCCAUCUUGCUAUAUAAUUCCCUCAGACUACAGGUCACAAACAACGUUGCCUCGUCUCAAGCAGCUAGAACCCAAAGUGUCCCCCGGC